AUGGGUGUUGAGGGUGUGUGUGUGGUGUGUGUGUUGGUGUUUAUGGGUGUUGUUGGGGUUUGUGGUGUGGUUGUGUGUGUGGGUGUGUGUGGGUGUGUGUGGGGGUGGUGUGUGUGGGGUGUGUUGGGGUGUGUGUGUGUGUUGUGGUGUGUGUGGUGUGUGUGGGGGGUGUGUGUGGGGGUUGUAGUGAUGUGUGGGUGUUGUGGUUGUGUGUGGUGUGUUGGGGUGUGUGUGGUGUGUGUGGUUGUGUGGUGUUUGUUUUGUGGUGGGGGUUGGGGGUUGGGGUGGUUGUUGUGGGGGGGUGAUAUUGGGUGGGGUGUGGGUGGUGUUGGGGUUUGGUUGUGGGAUGGGGGUUGGGGUGGGGGUGUGGUGGGGGGGGGUGUGGGUGGGGGUGGGGGGGGUUUUGGGGGGGGGGGGGGUUUGGUGGGUGGGGGUUGGGUGUAG
Molecule: messenger RNA, 444 nt
Organism: Knipowitschia caucasica
Lineage: Eukaryota; Metazoa; Chordata; Actinopteri; Gobiiformes; Gobiidae
Source: the annotation of a GenBank genome assembly